AUGUCCUCAACAGAUGUAUCGAACACUCGAACAGAGGGUGAUGGACAAAGUGCACCUCAACAUCAUAUUCCACCAUUAGUUCCUGUUACACAUGAUGCACGAGAAUUAUGGGAAGAUUAUAGAAAUGCUAUUGAAGCUAAAGCACAAAAAUGUUUUCCAAUCCCUGCUACUUUUCUAAUGGUACCAUUAAAAAUGUCUAUUUUAGAUAUUGAAGGAACUAAAACAUAUUUUUUUAAAGCUCGUGUUCCUAAUAAUAAAUUUGUUAAUGUACGUAUAAGAUUAUCUGGUAAAGCCGAGUCCCGAGAUAAUCAAGUGGCUGUUGAAUCACGUGCUAGUGGUGGUCUUGACGAAGAAAUUACUAAAAUCUUUUAA
Messenger RNA from Adineta steineri, 372 nucleotides. NCBI's taxonomy places the organism in Eukaryota, Metazoa, Rotifera, Eurotatoria, Adinetida, Adinetidae. The record is from the annotation of a GenBank genome assembly.